Molecule: messenger RNA, 16360 nt
Organism: Drosophila nasuta
Lineage: Eukaryota; Metazoa; Arthropoda; Insecta; Diptera; Drosophilidae
Gene: sm
Product: heterogeneous nuclear ribonucleoprotein L
Biological process (GO): mRNA processing
Cellular component (GO): nucleus
Molecular function (GO): RNA binding
Source: RefSeq, a predicted model, not a curated record
UGUGGCGCACGGUUGAAAACCUUCAGUAGCAGCAGAAAAGCGCACACGAAAUCAGUCCAACUAAAAACAACAACAAAAGAAAAAGUCAAAAGCAACGAGAGACGGCAAUUGUGUAUUAUUGUUAUUGUUGUGCUUGUGUAUUGUGCAAUAUCGCAGAAAGCAAAAAAUAUUCACGUACAUUGUAGAUUUCAAAGCGAACAACCAAUAACAACAACAAAUGCAAAAUCAAACAAUUUUAACAACAAAAAUAAAGCAAAAAAGCUGAUUCUACAAAAUAAACAGAAAGGAAACCUAAGCGAUAAAAAUUUUGCAAAGGCGCCAAUUGAAAGUGCAAUACAAAGUUGAAACGCAACGUUUCACACCAGUUGAAAGAAAGUGUUCAAUUUGGAAAGCGACAUUAAACAAAUACUUGUUAAUCUCUUCGAAUUCAGUGAAGAGUAUCAAGAGUAUCAAAAUCUCGAGCGCGCGCGUUUUCCCCCAAGAUAUUUAACAAUCGUUUUGUUCUCGCAUCUCGUGUGCCCGUGUGCAAACUUAGUGUCAACGUUCCUUCGUCAUAAAUAAAAUAUUACCAAAACACUCACACAUUUGAACACACAUCUCACACUAACUCUCUCACACACACACAGAACAUAUAGUCUUGCAUUAACGUGAUUUGUCGCCAUAUCCGUUUGUGCAACGUCUAACAUUUGAACAACCCAGAACAACCCACGUGCAAUUGAAAUCCAACUUCUAUUCUAUACAAGUGAAUCAAGGCUCCGGCCCGACACCAUCAAGAUUUUCACGAAAAGAACUCUGUUCAACACGGAGGCUUCGCUCAAUUUCAACACGGCGACCACAAUGCCCUAUAACGGUGCUAGCAACGGCAGCGGAGUCGGUGGUGCCGUAGCAGGAAGCAGUGUCAGCGGUGGCGGGGCCACCAUCGUCGUCAGCGAGGGACCCCAGAACAAAAAGAUACGCACCGGCGUUCAACAGCCCGGAGAGAACGACGUCAACAUGCAUGCUAGGUCCACACAAAAUCAGAGUCAGCAGCAAGCACUUAUGAACAAGUCAAACGACGACCUAAGGAGAAAGCGUCCUGAGACUACACGGCCAAAUCACAUUCUACUCUUCACUAUCAUAAAUCCCUUCUAUCCCAUCACAGUUGAUGUCUUGCAUAAAAUUUGCAAUCCACAUGGCCAAGUGCUGCGCAUUGUCAUCUUCAAAAAGAAUGGCGUUCAGGCCAUGGUCGAAUUCGAUAGCCUCGAUGCCGCAACACGUGCUCGCGAGAAUCUCAAUGGAGCCGACAUCUAUGCCGGUUGCUGCACUCUAAAAAUUGAUUUUGCCAAGCCAGAGAAAUUGAAUGUUUAUAAGAAUGAAACAGACACCAGCUGGGAUUAUACCCUGAGCACAGUUAAGGAGAUUGGAAAUGGUCGCUCGCCAUUACUGCAGGAGCCUCUUUACGGUACACGACCUCAGCCCUACAGUAAGUCGCUGUUUUCUAUACCCGAAAAUGUUGUUGUGCUUGAGAGCCAGCCACCACUAUUGGGACCAGGCACCGCCUUCCCGCCAUUCGGAGCACCCGAAUACCAUCCCACCCAGCCGGACAACUGGAAAGGCGCCGCUAUCCAUCCAACUGGCCUCAUGAAGGAGCCCACCGGAGUCGUUGCCGGCCGCAAUGCGCCAGUCGCCUUUGCCCAGCAGGGCCAAGCUCAGGGCGCUGUCAUGAUGGUCUAUGGCAUGGACCAUGACACUUCCAACACAGAUAAGCUCUUCAAUUUGGUCUGCCUGUAUGGCAAUGUCGCACGGAUCAAGUUCUUGAAGACAAAGGAAGGCACCGCCAUGGUACAAAUGGGCGAUUCGGUGGCCGUUGAGCGUUGCGUGCAACAUUUGAAUAACAUUCCCGUUGGCACUGGCGGCAAAAUACAGAUUGCAUUCUCAAAGCAGAACUUCCUGUCGGAGGUGAUCAAUCCAUUCUUGCUGCCGGAUCACACCCCCAGCUUCAAGGAGUACACUGGCUCCAAAAACAAUCGUUUCCUAUCACCGGCCCAGGCCAGCAAGAAUCGCAUCCAACCACCGAGCAAAAUCUUGCACUUCUUCAACACACCGCCCGGUCUCACCGAAGACCAGCUCAUUGGCAUAUUCAACAUCAAGGAGGUGCCAGCCACAUCGGUGCGUCUUUUCCCAUUGAAGACGGAGCGUUCGUCGUCGGGUCUGAUCGAAUUCCCCAACAUCUCGCAGGCUGUGCUCGCCAUCAUGAAGUGCAACCAUCUGCCUAUUGAGGGUAAAGGCACCAAAUUCCCAUUCAUCAUGAAGUUGUGCUUCUCAUCGUCGAAGAGCAUGAACGGCGCCUGGAAUAAUGCGGCCAAUGAGGGCAUGAUCGAGAAGGAGAAUGACGGCGAUAUCAAGGUGGAGAUUUACAAUUGAGAUUUGAUUACCAUUGUGUAAGCAACAACAACAACAACCAGCCCAGAUUGCAACACACAAUACAUAAGAAAACAAACAACUAUAACAACAAGAGCAUGAAUGCAGCAACUUUGAAGAUGGAGGAGUAAACAAAAAAAGGAGGCGAAAUAGCAUUGGAUGGGAAGAGAAACGAAGAAGCAGAGGAGAAUGACGACACAUCGGCAACAAUAAUAAAUUUAGUAAUUGUAGCGCAAAAACAAUUGCGAAAUUGAAUGAUGAUUGGAAUACAUAUUGAUAAUAUUGAUAUAUGAUCAGAGGGCAGUCUGCACUCUGCAAGAAGAAAAACCAACACUGGGGAUUACAAAUUAAUGAUAAAUUGCAAAUAUAUAACACAUACACAUACACACACACACACUUAUACAUUAAAAACUACAACUUAAAGCUAAUACUUAAAAUCUUAAAACAAUUCGCAAACGCAUGUAACUUUUCUACGCGCCAUUUACUUUAAAAUCGAAUCACAAUUUAACAUUAUAAUUAACACACAACAACAAAAUGGCGUCGUUCGAAAGCUACACACAGACAGACACUGACACAAAAACACACACAGACACUUACACACAUGCACUUUACAUGCGUUUGCGUUACGUCAACAUCAUCAACAAAUAACAACAACAAGAACAAUUGUUAUAAACUUGUGGAAGAUUAGAAAAAAAAUUAGGUUAAAUAAUGGUUUAGUUGCAUCUAAAAACACCAAAAUUUUUUCUUAUUUUUUGUAAAGUUUUUCGUGUGUGUUUUUCACUUAAUGAAAAUUAAAUACAAACAAACAAGAGAUACAACAAACAACAAUUAACAAAAACAAAUUGUAAACAAUGUAAUAUGAAAUUAAUAUAAUACUAAUAAAUAUAAAAUUUAAACACACACACACAUCGCAAAUGCAAAUGCAAAAUUUUACAAAACACAUUUUAGUUAAUUAUGUCAAAAAAUAUAUAUUUUAAUAUAGCAACCAAAUGCAACACCUAAAAUUUCUUUGGACAAUAUUUCGAACAAGUAUUCAUGUGUGAGGCAGAAAAUAAAAAAAAAAAACAUUAAAAUAUUUAUUGAAAUGUGAAAAAGAAAAAGAGAAAAAGAUGCGAGACAAAACGUGUAAAAUUAAACCAAAAAUUUAGCAAUUUUAAAUCAAAUUUAUUAAUUUUAGUUAUGCGAAUUUCAGAGAGAAAAAACUUGCACAAGCCAAUGUUUUUACUUUUAUGUUUACUUUUGAUUUUCUAAAAGAGUAAAUAUUAACAAAACAAAACAAAACAAAACGACGAAAAAGACAAAAGAACAUUAACAUACUUUUUGUGCUUAAUUUACAAAAGUUUCAAAAGGCAUAAAUUUAUAUGUAUGAGCUGUAAUGUAUUUAAAUUAAAUUAAUAUUAAUUAUAAUUUUACACUAAAUGUAAAAAGCAACAACACUAAAACAACAAACAAAAACAAAAAAGAAAUGAAGAAAAACAAACAAUUAAAACAAUUAUUGCAAAAGCAUAUUAAAUAUAAAACUUAAUUUUUAAGUGCAGCAAAGAACUUGAGACAGGCAUACAUAAAAAAGAAAAAGAAAAUAUAAAAAAUAUUUUUGAGGCGUUUUAAGGUAAACAGAAGAGACAGAGCCAAACAUUUCAGAACUAAAAGUAUACUUGGCGCGACGCAUUAAAUAAAAAAAAAAAACAGAAGGGAAAAUAAAAUUAUAAAUAAUUUAAAAAGAAAAACAAUAUCAGCAAUAAAAGCAACAGUAACAACCAUAUCAAAGGCGUAUGUUAGAUUAAAUAUAACAGCAAAUAAAACGAAAUGAAAAUAAAAUAAAAUAAAACUAAUAACAAUACAAAAUUAUAUAACAAUUUCAUUUGACUUUAGUUUAAGCAAUCUGCAGUUAAGUUAUACCCCACAAACAUUUUUUAGUUUUUAUUUUUAGUUCUAUGUGACAGUCUGUAAAUUAAGCAGGGCGAAGUUCUAUAUAGAGUACAUAUAUCAUAUAUAAUAUAGCACCUUUGUUCUAAAUGCAAAUCAACGAAUACUAUAUGAUGUACUAUAUAGAGCCGUAAAACGAAUUUUUCACGCAAAUCGCUUUUCUCAUCAUUAUCAUUAACUUUCUUUUCGUCAUCAUACUAUGUGCAAUUAUUGCUUUAAACUACAACAAAAACAAAAAAACAUCAAGAGAAAGCACUUCAUUUAUUUAUUUGUAGCAAUCUUUUUGAUCAUUUUAUUCGUUCGUUUGUUCAUCCCCUUAAUUAUUGAUUUUUGCCUUAUGUCUUAGUUUUUAUGUAAAUUGUUGUAAAUCGUAUAAAUUGUAAAAUAUUUUUCUAUAAUUAAGUAUAAUUGUACUUAAUUUAGUGAUUUAUUGAGAAAAGGAAAGAAGAAACAAACGGAAAAUCUCGAUUAUAACUAAAUCAUACAAUUUAUUUUCUUAAGAAGUUAAAGCAACAACGAUCUUAAAGCUCCUAAUUAGUGCAUAAUAAUAAUAAAAUAAUCAAAUAUAUACAUAUAAUACAAUUCAACAUGGUAGCUACAACAUGGUAUAUAAAAUCAGAAGAGAGAGAGAGAGAUCAUAAACAAAAUAUUGAUUUUAUAAUAUCUAUAGGAAAACAACAUUUUACAGCAUUGUAUAAUUUUAAUUUAUAUUCUUUAUGCAUAAAACAAAGUAUAUAUAAUAAUAGUUAUAUAUAAAUAUAUAUAGACGGACGUGUUCGAAAUUCUAUCAUCAUUUCUGCACGGGAAUGAAAGUUGAUUUCAGAAUAUGCCUGAAUAUAUAUGUAAUUUGUUUUAUUUAAUAUUUAAAUUUUGUUGUUAUUUUUUUUCUUGUGUGCCCAAAGUUUGUAAUAUGCGCGCUCAUUUUUUUGAUAUAAAUAUAUAUGUACGAUACAUGUAAAUUAAUUUAGCACUUUGUUUUUGUUUUUGUUUCAUUCUUCAAUCUUCAUCAACAGAUCAUCAGAAACAUGGAAAUAGUUUUUAUAUGGUUUACAGGAAUUGAAACGUGACAAAUAAUUUGCUAAAUGAUGAUACUAAAUAUACUACUUUAAUGAAUGACACAUCCAAAGAACGCACAGCCCUUUCCCCAUUUAUAUUUUUUACUUUCUUCUUUUGAAAUAAAAUAAAUAAUAAAUCAAUUAACAAAAAAACUAUAAAACUAUACCAAAAACGAUAUGCCAAAUUGUUAAAGCGAAAAUCCUGAAUUUUUAACAUAUCGAAAUUUAUAAGGCGGUUUAAGUUAAACGAUUUUACAAUUUAGGCAUAACAAGUGUAUUUAAAAAAUAAAUACAUUCCCUGAAGAAUACUUUCAACAAACUGCUACGAAAAACGAAAAGAGAAAAAGAACAUAAUCCAUUUGUUGAAAACAAACAAUAUAUAUGAUCAAAGAUUAAUGAUAUAAACGCCCAAGCAGCAAGUAUUGUAUCCAAAUGAUUAGUGUUAAGCGAUAAUAAGUUAUGAUUAGUGUGCUUAAAUCGAUAAUUCCAAAAAUAAUGAAAAUAUUAGCAAAAUUAUUUUCAUUUUAUUUUCUAACUAGUCAAAAACAAGUUAAACUUUACUUUAUACGCAUUGGAAAUCAAAUACAGAUCUGUUCCGAAAUCCUCUAUACAUAAUGUAUUAUCAUAUUUUUUGGGUUCCCGAAAGAAGUAUUCAGCGGAAUUGAAUUCGGAACAGGUCGUUGAACUAGUCAAAUUUUGUUAAGGUUGUCAGCAAAUUGAAUUUGUUAAGCAAAUAAGCGCACCCAAUUUAAGUUCUCUAUUUUUUUAUUUUUCGUAUAUUUUUUUUUUUGGUUAACUCUUUGCAAAUGCCGCGUAGUUUUCAACUCUAAAAAAAAAUGCGCAUGGGGCACAAGGUAGGUGCUGUUUAUGAAUACGAUAAAACUCGAAAUGAAUUUUCACCAUUUUAAUACCAACAAAUAUCCGUUGUGUUGAGGCGUUCUUUGAGCGAUAUUCAAAACGGUUUUUACUUAGUUCUUGUAAUUCGCAUUAUUCACACUAAUGAUUACACAACAACAACAACAACUUUAUUAAGAACAAAAACAAAAAAUGGACCAGUUUAUUCAGCAUUGAAUUAACAACCACCAAGAAUCAAAAACAAAAAGAAAUUAUAUACAUUAUAUAAAUUGAUGAAACCGUCCAAUUAUGAAAAAAAACAGCAACAACAACAACAACAAGAAACAACACCAGACACCAGACAAAACACGAGUUGAAAACUGCUUUCCCAAAAACCUAAUCUUACGAUCGCCCCUGUUGCUGCAAACAUUUCGCAUUAAGCCUAAAAGCAUGCUACGUUUUUAGUGACACUAGGGCGAUUUGAAUAUUUCCAUGCCAUGCUGCUUACACGAGUUACAACUACAAAGCUACAAACAAUCAGGCCAAAUCCGAGCUCCACAUCACAUCAACAUGUGUUGUUGAAACAUAAAGCAGAAAAGUCUCUGUGCUUUUGUGGGAACUUGGAAAUGCUCUGAAUGGAAUACAUUUUAUUUGUGAAAAACAAAAACAUUUUUAGUUGCAAAACAAUUUUUUGUUUUGAUUUUUGUAUUUUCCAGCAAAUGAAAAGAAAACAACACUAAACAAAAUAACAAAAAAAUUAAAAAAACAAAAACCAACAACUUUGUACACCGAAACGAAUUCAUAAUAAUCUAUGAUGAAAUGCAUAUUUGAGAGCAAUCCAAAAAUUAUGAAAUGAGAAAACACGUAGCGUAAAAAGCGAAAAACUACAUAUGAGAAAAAAUGCAUAAAAGAUACUACAACUAUAUUCUUAUAGGCUUAUAGUUUAUACUAUACUUACAUACACACAUACAAGUACUUAUAUAUACAUAAAAAUACAUUUAACGAAAUAUUUACAUAUAACUAUACUACUUACAUAGAUAUACUUAUAAAUAUUACAACAGAGGGCAUAAUCACGCAUAGCAAAGUAAAAAAUACUAACAUAAACACACACUAACACACACAUACACUCUCACAAGACAUAUGAUAUGUGUAUAUAUCUUAAAUAUAUAUAGUUUUUAAACAUGAUGAAGUAGCGCGUGUCAAUUUUAAAUUCAAAAGCGAAAUGAAUUUAAAGCGAAUCUGAAAUCGCUUUGAGAAAACAUUACCAACAAAAUACUUUACAUAAUUACACCACAAAUUACACAAACUACACCAAAGACAACAGACAGACACAUGACACAAGACACAGACACAGACACCGACACAGACACACAGACAAAGGACGAAGGAAAAGGAUGUCAGGCCAACAGGCAGGAAAGUUUUAAUACUAAAUAAAGGACAACUGCAUAGUGUAGUCGUAAUUACUGGUGAUAAUUUUGAAAAAAUCUUAAAACAAUAUUAUUAAACAAAAAAAACGAAAACGAAAACAAAAACCAAAAAUAAAAAUGAAAAAAUAUCUAAAAAAUGAAAAAAAUGCAAAAAAAAAAAUAUAAUCGAACAUAAACUGACACAACGUACUGUUAUUCGAUGCGUACGCGUAUUAUUAGCAGCUAUGGAUUUUUCCCCAACAUCCUCAAUCCCUUCUCCCCUCAGCCCUCAAAUAGAUGUCUAUAUAAAAAUAUAUACUUAUAUAUUCAGAUCAUUCCUUAAUGUUAGUAUAAUAAUAAUUUCCGGGCACACUAAACAGAAUUCCAAUGGAAAAGGAGGAAAUAGAUGAAAACAGUUCGAGUAAAAAAGCGAUAUACUUGUGUAUUUCUUCAGUGUAUUAGUAAAUUAGGCAUUCAAUUUAGAGCAAGAGCAGUAUUUAGUUUUUCCCAUAUUACAGAGAGUGUUUUCCCAACACUCACUGAAAGUCGCAUACAACAACAACAAUUCAACUGGGAUCUCAUUGUAAAGGUGCUUGCGAUUUAAAGCAAAUGCUCCAAAUAAUUUAUUGGGUAUUUUAAUCGCAAUCAUUGCUCCAUAUCAGUGUGUGUGCAAUAGAUGCUUGUGUGUGUGUGUGUGUGCAUACAUUGAAGUCUCCUAUAAAGUAGAUGAUGUCGCUCUAUGCUUAAAUUGAACGGCGUGAACUAAGCGCUGACCACAUUCAAACCGAUUCUCUCAUUGAUAGGAGUUAAUUUAGUGCUGCGCAUCAAUUUUAAACGUUUUCGUUAUCAGAACGGAAGUAUCUCUCUUUGCAUUGAGAUCGAUUGUAAACCGAUAAUUUAUAGAGAAGAAAUGCAAGUCUGAGUUGUCGAUAAAUAUUCUCAGUUAGCCAAGCAGAUCCCAGAAGAAAUUUACUCUUAAAGUACAUGACAUCGACCGGUUGUAAACUAACACACACACACACACACAAAUGAACACCCACAGACACAAAGAACAAGAAAUUACAAGACAAAAUACACACAAACACACGUAGAGAUGUGAAUACUUAUAUAUUCUCUGCUUAAGAACGAGAACGCUAGAGUCCCAGACAAGUUGUUUAUUUUGGCGUGUGCAAUAUAUAAGUAUAAUUUGACUUGUGUUUAGUUAACACAAUUUCACGUAUUUAAUAAUAAUAGCAAUGUUAAUAUGUAAUUUAGUUGAAUUUGCGUUGAACGUUUUAGUUUAGUUAAUGCAUAAAUUUAAUUUUAGACUUGUUUGUAUUAUGGCGAAAAUAGGUAUAUUGUUUCACACACUCAUACACACACACACACACAUACACAAACGAACACAUAGCCACUUGUUAAACUAAUCCACCGAAUAAAAACAAUCUCAUUAACUAAAUUAAUUAAAUUAAAAAAAAAAACAAAGCAUAAUCAACAAUAACAUUUUGCAUCUAUUUUCGCCAAGCUUUUGCUUUUCUGUUUGCAUUUAGUAGCACUAAUAUUAAUGCCGCGACUGUAAAAUCGACGCUGCAAAAAAGUGCAGCAUACUUUGAGGGUGCAUUCAAAAAUCACGAGUGAACAAGAACAUGAAAUGAAGCGAUAAAAUAAAAGAAGACGAGAUUAAGAUGAAUAUGAAUUAGAAAGCAUCAACAAAAGAACGAUAUCAUAGAAACAAAUUUAAAUUGAAUUUUCUAAGUGUUUAGUCGAAAAAACGCGUAAAGAUCGUAUCGUAAUUUACUUAAAAAUAGAGAAUAAUAAAAAUACACUUAAUACUAACACACUACAUAUGCUACAUUAUAAACUUAACACUUACAUAUAUAUACAAACAUAACACUCAUACAUAAAUACAUUCGUACAUACAUACAUACAUACAUGCAGUCAUACAUAAUAACAUAAGCCUACAGAAUGCAACAUAAUCAGAUCAACCAAACAACUUUUGAUAACAACUUUUCGAUAUUUAUUAACAAUUUUUGAAACACGUUUCUGCGUCUCGAAUACAUCAACAUCAACAUCAACAUCAACACCAACACACACACACACACACAUGUACACAUUUUCAAUACGAUUGCUAUGUGCAUUGAAAUAUCCAUCAAUCAGCAGAAUUAUAUCAAACUGAAAGUAUCGAAUGAAUCCAAUAACAAAUAUCACACAACAGCAAAUUUGUUUAUGCGAGUAUAUAGACACACACAAUCACUCACACACAUACAUACAUGCAAACACUCACACUCACACGCAUAUACAGUCACACACAAUAUGACAAUUUAUAAACAAUUAUUAAAACUACUAUUUAUUAAAUGUUGUUAGCAUUUCAAAAACAAAAAAAAAAGACAAAAAAAAAACAAAAAGAAAAACGCUGUAGUGCAAAUGCAAAAACAAAAAAUGAACAAAACAGAAAAUUGUAUGCAAAACAUUAAAAAACAUAUUUAAAUUUAAGCGAAAAAUACAGAGAAAUUCGAUACAAACGAAAUAUCUCAAAAAUACAUAAACAACCACAACAACCAAAACAAAACAAAACAAACAACAAACAAUACAACAAACAAAAUACAAAUACAUAAUACAAUUCUUUGAUCUUGAGCGAAACAAAUAAAUGAAAAACUUAAACUUAUACACAAAAAAAAGAGAAAAAAAAACUCAAAAGAAAAGUUUGUUUUAUUUCCACAACAACAACAUCAAGAACAACCAACAACAGAAAUAUAUCAUUUAUUUCGAUCUUAACUCACUUCAAGAAACUCACCGUAUACUUUUAUCAUAUUUACAGUUAACAAGCAGUACAACAACAACAACAACAACAACAACAACAGACAACACUAUAACAAGAACAACAUCAGUAGAGUUCAGUUAGUGGCCGCAUAACAACAACAACAAGAACAACAACAAUGAACAAGCACUACAGUCACCAAGUCCUCCUAACCAAACCUUCAACAACAAAUACAACAAUAUUAACAACAACAACAACAACAACAUCAACUACAGCUACAACAAGAACAACAACAACAACCACCUCCAUUACAAGAACUAGAACAAGAACAACAACCGAAGUAAUCGUAAUUCGUUCUCAUUUAGACAACAACAACAACUGCAUGAGAACACUUUGUUUAUGAUAGAAGAUCUGCAGACUUGAAACUUUAUAAAUAAUUUAAGAAUGCAAUAAAAUCACAAAGAAAAAUAAGACAUCUGUAGUGUUGCACUUAUCACAUUUUAUUGUCAAAACUGUUUUAAAUAUUUUUGAAUUUGUGCCAUUGAUAGAACAUUCGGGAAUUCCACCUACAACUAGUUCAAUAAGUUUUUUAAAGUUUUCAUGCAGUUGUAAAUAUUUCUAUAAAAUUUCCAAACCAAAUGAACUUCAGUCCCAAAUUCCUCUGCCUGCUGCAUGUGGUAAGUAAUCGAUAUAGCCACAAUAAUGUUUAACAAACAAAUUUGUAAAUUUCAUUCAACAAUAAACAAAAGAAUGUAAAGCGUUUGAUUUGACAGUUGAAACCAAACAAUUUUGCCUUGGGUAUGAUAUUAAUCAGAGAAGCGCAAUCAACUUGAAAAUUUAAUUAAUCCUGUUUUGCUUUCAAAUCAUUUAUGCUAGGAAUUCUCUCGACUAAACAGAUAUCCUUUGCCUUUCUCACAUUGUCCAUUAUUAUUCAGAACUCCCAAUAUAAAAUCGAAUCAAAGCAGGGAAAAUAAAGCGAAAGCCUCAACAAUUUAAUUUAGUUCGUGCACAAAACUAAUAAACAAACCCAACAGCAACAAAACAAAAAUAACAAAAUACACAAAUAAACAAUAAUAAAAGAUGUGACAUGCGGGAAGCGGCGGCAGCCAAAAAGCGUGAAGCAACAAACCAGAAAAUGAAAUGAAAAUGUAAAUCGAAAAACCAAUUCAAACCAUGCGGAAAUUUGCGCAAAUGUAUGGAAAAAUGUUGCGCCGCUGGGCAUUUGGCCUAAAACAAAUUAAGCGGUUUAUGUGCAACAUUUUGCGGCACUUCUUCUCUCUCCUUUGAGGGAGGGGCAACACAAAAAAGUUUAAUAAACAUUGUGCCAUACGUCCCGAUGAGCAAUUUCCUAUAAACUCGUAACUCUUUUGCUUUGAUUUCGUUGUCAAAAUUUAGUGAACGCUUGAGUAAGUUUAAGAAAUUGCAUUGAAAAUUGUUUAAUUAAGGUUGUGGCUUUGAGGGCCUAGGGCCAAAAGUUUUUCAAAAGCAGCUGCCUCAAAGGUUCAAGAUGCUCAAUUUAUCAACUCUCCCGCAUAUAUAGUAGAAACGUAAAGUACGUGUUCCAAAAUGCCAAACCCAGGCAGUUCCAUCUCUCUAUCAACCUUCUGCGUGUGUCCGAGCGGCUCAAUAAAUAAUUUACUUAAGCUUAAGUUUUAUGUAAAGCAGCAGAUUUUGCAUUGGCUCGUUGUAAUCCUUUGUCUAUUAUUUCAUUUAACAUGGCAAAACCGAGCAGACCAGAGCAGAGCCAGAGCCGAGCACAGACUUACAUAAAUAUUCCAUUUGCAAUGCAUGCCAAUGGCAAUGCCUUGGACCAUUGUGUCUAAAGGUUUAUCCUCAUCCCUAGUAUUUGCCUGCCAUUGUCAUUUCAUUUAGGUUCUCUUCUAUCUUCUUAUUCCCCUCCAAUCUUCUUUUCUACGUGCCUUUCUUUUUACUAUCCCAAACUAAUAACACACAAACGUGCAACGACGAGUAUUUAUCUAUGGUUAAAUUUAUUUAUUUAUUUUUCUACUCAUUUGAAACUCUUCUUAUUUAUUCCCUGGCUUUUGCAAACGCUUCUCGUAUUCUCUUUACUGAAAGAUAUACCCAUUAAAAAUGCAAGGAAUAAACUUGAUUCAAGUGUAGCUAAAGUCACAUUCCUUUUAUACAAAAACAGUUGAAUUUCUCGAUUGGAGUAAAGGAUAUCAUCUAGUCUAGCAAGAUAUAUUUUGUCUCUAGGUUUUUAGAUAUUUUGUUGUAGUUGGCGUUAAAUUGCAUGUCGCAUGUCCAACUUGGUGACCAUUGAUUGAUGGCAAUUGCGAAUUGCCAGAGAGCUUUGGACAACAAUGAAAAAAUGCAACAUUGUUCGAACUCCCUCAAAGCAGCUGCACAAACAAAUACACAAACAACGCAAUAAAUAGUUCAAAUACAAUGUGAAAAAGUGUGCUAAACAAUGAGAAUUUCAAUUGAUAAGUUGCAACCGGAUAUUGAAAAUCGUGCUUGAAUAAUUUGUUACAGAGUUUACAAUUUAUGUUCGAAAUCGUCAAUUUGGUGCUCCAUAAAAGCCAUCAUUUAUUAUGAUUGGAAACUCACUUUGCGAGCUUUAUCUAACAAUUUCAUUGACAAAUUUUUUCAUGAAAGAGGGACCAAAUUUAUUUUGAUCACAACUCCAGUUAUUUUGUUAUUUAACUUGCAUUCCCAAAAAAGAAGAAUACAUAAUAUAAAUAAUAAUAAUAAUACUUGAAAACACGAUAUUUAACAUAUAGCCUUGAUAAAACUAUUGCAGUAUUUACUUUACAAAAGAAAUUCAGCAAUUCUUUUUGCAAAUAACUAAAAAGCGCGUCAAUUUGUAAAUAUGAGUGAAAAGAAAGAUCGCAAUAAAUAUGGAAGAAAACAAAAAAGUGUUAAACUAAAUAUUUGUAAAUGGAAUGUUUAAGUAAUAAUAAUAAUGACAUUCAUGUAUAAAAAAAAAAUUUGUAUUACAUUUUCUUUGCUUUUUCCAAUUUAUUUUGUAUUUUUAUAAAUGUGUUGCCAUAAGGGAAAUGAUAAACAACAAUGUUAACGAUAAAAAUAAAUUUAAGCAAAUUGUAUUGAGAAGAAAAUGGGGUACAAUAAUUUACAUUUAUUAAAAAGAAAAAAUUAUGAGAUGAAUAAAAAUAAUGUGGCAGAUGCAAGGUCCAGAUGGAAAAUGAAAGGUUCAACAAUUUGCUCUUAGAUAUCAUAAUUGGAUAGCUGUUUUUCUCACUUUGGAACGUAAAGUUAAGCAUAGACUAAAGGCAUAAUUAAAGUAAUAAAAGAAAAAGAAGAUUAACAGCAACAAUAAGCUACACCAACUAAAUAUAAACGCACUUCAAUUAACCUUAGCUUAGUGUCAAUUGUCUCUCAAUUAUUUUUUCGGUGGAAAGUAGAAAUCUGCACAAUAAUCGAAGUUAAUUAUAGUAUAUAGAUAUACCAUAAACUCAAUACAAAAAUAUACAAAUACCGAAUAGAAUACGAAUAGUCUAGUAUUAAAUGCACUUACUGAAAUUAUCAUUUACAAAAUUCGGGUGUAAUUAGAAUUCUAAUUUGUGUACUUAAGCAACAAGAAGUUCGAUCAAAUGCAUUUCCCGAUGCGUGCGAACCAAAUGAUCCUAAUGUCAAUUUCAAGUUAAACUUAACUGUAGUUGUGUAAACGUAAACAUAUACAUAUACAUUUACAUACAUACGUACAUAUGUGUAUAUACUUGCAUAUAUACUGAUGUAGUUGCGUAAUUAUUAAGUCGGAAAAGCGAAAAAAAAAGAACACACAAAUAAACAACAUAAAAUUGAUAUGCAAAUCGAGUUACUUUAGCUACAACUAAACGUAUUUUAUGUAGUUGCAACACACACACAUACACACACACACAUACACAAUACUACUUUAGCGAACUCGCGGCGAUAGUUAAUUUAGGAACACAGACACACAUACAUAUACAAACAAUAGAGAUACUUACACUUCUUGGCAUGCAAAAAUAUUGUAAAAAGCAAUUGAAAAAGUGUGAUGAUAGCAAAACUAAUUCGAGUUGCUCAUUCGCAACACGAAAUAAAGCUGGUUGAAUUCCUUGUAUUCAUCACACAAGAAGAGAAGAGGGGAGAAAUUAUUCAAAUGUGAUUUUGCUAUAUAUCUUUUAUAUAUAUAUGUAUACAUACGCACUUAAUUAUGUACAAUUCGAUGGCUCUGGUUUAUGCAGUCGCAUACUUUUAGACAACAUUUAUUGUAGCAUACUUCUAGGCUAAUGCUCUUAAUGCUAACUGCAACUUUUGUUUGAUGCCAACGACGCCUUGCUGUCUCUGUGUACUCUCAUCAUUUGACUAUCACUUUCAGUUUCAAUUUGAUUUCAAAUUUCACGAAUAUUGAUAAUUUGAAUUUCGUUUCACCGACUAAAUGUAUAAAUGGAGUCCAAGUAAAAGCCACCGCCUCUAACUAUUUCUAAUUAAUCUUAGAGAAAAUUGUGAACAAAUUGUGUCUAUGCUAACUGUAAACUAUAAAUAAAGACGAACAAACAAAGUAUAAGAAAACAUUGAACGUAUAUAGAUGUGUGUGUAUGUAAGUGUGUACUCGUACCCGUUAACGUACUUGUACUUGUAACUAAAAGCUACUUAUAUACAGCAUAUACACAUUAUAGUAAACUAUACAUAAACAAAUAUAUAUAUAUAUAUAUAUAUAUAUAUAUAUAUGUAAUGAGAUAUAUAUAUAUACAUAGAUAUACAUAUGUACUUAUACAGGAUAAUCUUAUAUACAUACGCAAAUCCUUUUUGGACAAAUUUUUCGAUGUUGCUAAUACGGUAAACAAAUAAUUACACACAUAGGCGACACUUUCACCCAGAGAAGUGUACGAAAUUAUUGUAAGUUGUGGUGCAACCUGGUCGAGUAUAAAAAGAAAAGAAAAAUAAUUAUAAAAACCUAUGAAAUAGAUAAAUAAACCUGGCUAAUGCAAUAGGCUAAACCAAUGCUUAAACAACGUUUCGAUUAGAUUCAUGUGAAAAAAGAGGCACAGAAAUGAAGUGAAUGUAACUGGUAGAGGAUUGUAUUUUCUUAUGCUUGAGAACAUUUAUAGAACAUCCGAAAUUAUUAUUCAAACGAGCAUUCUCUCCGCCGAUCAUUGACUAGUGUCUAUAACUUUCUAUCCAACAUGUUUUUAGAACUACCCACCAGCUGCUCUUCCAAACAAGACGCAAAAUCAACACAAAAACCAACUAUACAAGUCCUUUUCCAAUGCAAUGCAAAUGAAAAAAACAAACAUAACAAAAGAUACUAUACAAAACGUACUUAGAUGAGUACAAAGAUAUGUGUAGACGUACUCUCAUAAUCUGAAUAUCUAAAGACAUGUUUUGCCAUCACUAUAAGAGAUGCUCUUCUCAACGCUGACUGCAGAAAUACCACCAUAUUUAACUAAAAGAGUAAAACUUAAACUUAAAGCAUAAACUUACGAAUCGAACAAUUCUUGAAUAUAUAUACAUACAAAAUAUAUAUAUUUUAAAAGCGAAUCAACUGUCUCAGAUCAAACUGAGGACAGAUCCAAUGCGAAGCUCAUGUAUACAAAACAUCAAAUACAAUUUAACAGCAAAUAAAUUUAAAUGAAAAUAAAAAUAAUACUAAUACAAGUAAUACAUACAUCAAAUAUAUUUUAUUAGUAGCAAAAUUUGACAACAAAACAAAUGAAAAUAAUAUUAAUUAUAAUAAAUAAAUAUAAAUGUUAUAUAUGAACUAAAGUUAAGUGUGUAUUGAAUAUCAUUGCAACAACUAACAAAAAUAAUUAAAUAAAAAAGGCAACUAAUCCAACCAAAAGUUGUUAAGUUUUUCCGCUUUAAGUGUCAAAUUAGCUAAAUAUUGUAAUUAUAAAAGAAUAAAUAAUAAUUGCUUGAUAAAAACAACAUCAACCAAAUAACAAAAAAAAAAACAAAACAACUCUAAAAAGACAAGAAACAAUUUUUAACUGUUAGCGCAAAUUUUAAUUGUAAAAAAAAAACAAAAAAGAAAUACAAACAAAUUAUUUAGUUAAGCGCAU